AUGGAGGAAAUUAACGCUGGUAGAGAACUACCAGCGUUGCAAAGUGCUGCAAGCCAGAUUGGAAAACCGAAACCAUAUACAACACUUGAGAGAUGGAUAGAAGACUUAAAUGUACAGACCAUUACAGAUUGGACUACUUUGAUACAUGUACCUGAAGAAUAUCAAACAGAAGACGCAGACCGCGCAUUGGCUAUGAGUAAAUGUCCAACUUCAAUUAUUGAUACUCUUCUUAAUAAUAGUGAUUGGCGUAAAUGGCCUGAUAGUUUAAAAGAUACACGUUGUACUGAACCUAACAUGGAUAAAAUAAAACAGUUGAAAUGUAAACGUAUUCCAGGAGCACCAGUAGUAUACGUGGGCCAUGCUAAUAACAGUUCGGUGCCUUAUCCAGGAAUUUUAUUAAUUUUCGAAAAACUUGUAUGA
Adelges cooleyi (spruce gall adelgid) is the source of this 420-nucleotide messenger RNA. RefSeq names its product E3 ubiquitin-protein ligase NRDP1-like. The transcript has 4 exons. Gene Ontology annotation, molecular function: ubiquitin protein ligase activity. The coding region runs from base 1 to 420 and encodes 139 amino acids. Gene Ontology annotation, biological process: protein ubiquitination. Lineage: Eukaryota; Metazoa; Arthropoda; Insecta; Hemiptera; Adelgidae. The record is from RefSeq and is a predicted model, not a curated record.